Molecule: messenger RNA, 149 nt
Organism: Racocetra persica
Lineage: Eukaryota; Fungi; Glomeromycota; Glomeromycetes; Diversisporales; Gigasporaceae
Source: the annotation of a GenBank genome assembly
GACCUUAAAAUUAUAAAAGAAAUCUAUUUAGAAGUCAAGAAAGGUAUCGAAGAAAUACUUGAGAUUAUAAUCAAUAUGAUAGAAGCAGAUCUAGAGAUUAUAAUCGAUAUGAUAGAAGCAGAUUUAGAAGUCAGUUUAGAAACCAAGAA